This is a messenger RNA of Mus musculus (house mouse), 1904 nucleotides long. RefSeq names its product CD151 antigen (gene Cd151). The transcript is spliced from 8 exons. The coding region runs from base 359 to 1120 and encodes 253 amino acids. Gene Ontology annotation, cellular component: cell surface; membrane; basement membrane. The record is from RefSeq and is marked validated. Gene Ontology annotation, molecular function: integrin binding. NCBI's taxonomy places the organism in Eukaryota, Metazoa, Chordata, Mammalia, Rodentia, Muridae.
UCGCGCGCAGGGCGUGUCCUCGCAGGCCCCGGGCCGAGCGUUCUCUGUACUCCGAGUGAUCGCUCCUACCGUGGCUGCCGGGGCUGGUAUUUCAAAGCGUGGUUGGUGAGUGCUCCGUGAAGCAUAGCCGGAGGGUGUGGGGAGCAGUGUCCUGAGUUCCUCGCUCACUGGUGUUCCUAGUCUCCAAGCUGGCCUCAGGGACGCCCAGGAGGCAGAGCCUGAGAUCUGGUGGCUCUGAGAACCAUUUUGACCACUGCUUAAGCUUCUGUAGUUGGAGUGGCAAGAUCCCACCUGCUAGGUGAAGGGCAGAGAGUGACUUUUGACCUGUACCUGCUGGUCCUGACUUGAGAGGCCCAGGAUGGGUGAAUUCAAUGAGAAGAAGGCAACAUGUGGCACAGUCUGCCUCAAGUACCUGCUCUUUACCUACAACUGCUGCUUCUGGCUGGCCGGCCUGGCUGUCAUGGCAGUGGGCAUCUGGACACUGGCCCUCAAGAGUGACUACAUUAGUCUGCUGGCCUCAAGCACUUACCUAGCCACGGCCUACAUCUUAGUGGUGGCUGGUGUUGUUGUCAUGGUGACUGGAGUCCUGGGCUGCUGUGCCACUUUCAAGGAGCGACGGAACCUGUUACGCUUGUACUUCAUCCUGCUCCUCAUCAUCUUCCUCCUGGAGAUCAUUGCUGGCAUCCUGGCCUAUGUCUAUUAUCAGCAGCUGAACACAGAGCUCAAGGAGAAUCUGAAGGACACCAUGGUCAAGAGAUACCACCAGUCAGGCCACGAGGGUGUGAGCAGCGCUGUCGACAAGCUGCAGCAAGAGUUCCACUGUUGUGGCAGCAACAACUCUCAAGACUGGCAAGACAGCGAGUGGAUCCGCUCUGGUGAGGCAGACAGCCGCGUGGUUCCUGACAGCUGCUGUAAGACUAUGGUAGCUGGCUGUGGUAAGCGGGACCAUGCCUCCAACAUCUAUAAAGUGGAGGGUGGCUGUAUCACUAAGCUGGAGACCUUCAUUCAGGAGCACCUGCGGGUCAUUGGGGCGGUGGGCAUUGGCAUCGCCUGUGUGCAGGUCUUCGGCAUGAUCUUCACCUGCUGCUUGUACCGAAGCCUCAAGCUGGAACACUACUGACCACGAUGAUGUCAGGCCGGGCGGCCAGCCUUGCACUACUGACCACGAUGAUGCCAGGCUGGGCGGCCAGCCUUGCACUAUGUCCCAGCCCCACUACUGAACACUACUGACUUAGACUGCUGACUGCCAGAGGUAGCUACCCUCAUGCCAUCGCCAUGACCCCCCCUGGCAUGCCACCUCAGGGGCAUGCACCUUCAAGUGCCUUUCACUGCACACCAAAGUCCCAAAGCUCGAAGCAGCGUACUUGCCCCAGCAUUAAGAAGGGGGGGGGGGGUGGGGGGUUCAAAUGCCAGUGUUGGGCUAGGCCUGGCUAGUAGAAUAGGGUUUAGAUUAUUUGACAGAAGUGCCUCUUAUGCAGACUGCUUCCCUUUGGGUAGCUGUGAUCUGCAGUAAGUCUGGGGAGAACCUGAGUACACCACUACACGUUGGGUAAAAGCAGGUGGGGCCUUUCUGGUUGGAUUAGGCACCCUUCAUGCCUGCUACCAGGAACUCUCAGAUCUGCUUGCCCCAAACAAAUGGUGUAAGCUGAGGGAAACUCCAACCCCACACUUGAUGCUCUGUCCUCUCCACACAGGCCUCUUGCUCCUAACAGCUCAGCCCUGGCCUUUUCUCACUACUGAUAGCAUCAUGUAAAUGCUCCAUGUUCCUGUACACUGUCUCCUUUUGGAGCAUCUCUGAAUGGAGCAUGGCUGUUUUCAUCUCACUGCUGUAUUCCAGAUGCUGCCCACAAAUGCUCCUGCUAUGUAACAGGUGCUCAAUAAAUGUAAAUGUAUAAGCACUCGAA